Oryzias melastigma (Indian medaka) is the source of this 3376-nucleotide messenger RNA. RefSeq names its product pitrilysin metallopeptidase 1 (gene pitrm1). The transcript is spliced from 27 exons. The coding region runs from base 1 to 3093 and encodes 1030 amino acids. Gene Ontology annotation, cellular component: mitochondrial matrix. Gene Ontology annotation, molecular function: metal ion binding. Lineage: Eukaryota; Metazoa; Chordata; Actinopteri; Beloniformes; Adrianichthyidae. The record is from RefSeq and is a predicted model, not a curated record. Gene Ontology annotation, biological process: protein processing.
AUGUUUCGACAGGCUAGAACCGUGCUCCAGAAACUUCGAUAUGUACGUUAUACCGGACUGCAGAAAACAUGGAGGCAGAAGAGCACUUCUUCAGUACGAGAGAAGGUGCUUCAGUUCCAACCAGGACAGAAGAUCCAUGGCUUCACAGUCAGAGAGGUUGUGGAGGUUCCUGACUUGUUCCUCACAGCCGUGAAGCUCAGCCACGACCAAACUGGAGCUCAGUACCUGCACGCCGCCAGGGAUGACUCCAACAACCUCUUCAGCGUCCAGUUCAGGACCACCCCCAUGGACAGCACCGGCGUUCCUCACAUCCUGGAGCACACAGUGCUGUGUGGAUCGGAGAAGUAUCCGUGCAGAGAUCCGUUCUUCAAGAUGCUCAACAGGUCGCUCUCCACCUUCAUGAACGCCUUCACAGCCAGUGACUACACCAUGUAUCCUUUCUCCACCCAAAACGGGAAGGACUUCCAGAACCUUCUCUCAGUCUACCUGGAUGCCGUUUUCUUCCCCUGCCUGCGAGAGCAGGACUUCUGGCAGGAAGGCUGGAGGCUGGAGAACGAGAACCCCACGGAUCCCAGCUCCCCCCUGGUCUUCAAAGGCGUCGUCUUUAAUGAAAUGAAGGGAGCCUUCUCGGAUAACGAGCGUCUGUUCGCCCAGCACCUCCAGAACAAGCUGCUCCCGGAUCACACCUACUCCGUGGUGUCGGGUGGAGAACCUCUGGCCAUCCCGGACCUGACCUGGGAGCAGCUCAAACAGUUCCACGCCACUCACUACCAUCCCAGCAACGCGAGGUUCUUCACAUAUGGAGACCUGCCUCUGGAGAACCAUCUAAAGCAGAUCCAUGAAGAAGCUCUCUCCAAGUUUCAGCGCAUCGACCCAAAGACGGAAGUUCCGCCUCAGCCGCUCUGGAGCAGUCCUAGGGAGGACCAUGUGACCUGCAGCCCCGAUGCUCUGGCUCCAGAUCCAACCAAGCAGAACUCUGUGUGUGUGAGCUACCUGCUGGGAGACAUCACGGAUACUUUUGAAGGGUUCACGCUCAGCCUGCUGUCCUCUCUGAUGGUCUCUGGUCCAAACUCUCCCUUCUACAAAUCCCUCAUCGAACCAAAGAUCGGGUCGGACUUUUCCUCUGUGGUCGGGUACGACGGCAGCACCAAAGAGGCGUCCUUCAGCAUCGGGCUGCAGGGGAUGGCUGAGCAGGACACCGAGAAGGUCAAACAGAUCAUCAGCCAGACCAUCGACCACAUCAUCGAGAGCGGCUUCGAGGAGGAGAGGAUCGAGGCGCUCCUGCAUAAGAUAGAGAUCCAGAUCAAACAUCAGUCCACAAACUUUGGUCUGGCUUUGGCCUCGUACAUCGCUUCUUCCUGGAACCACGACGGCGACCCGGUGGAGCUGCUGAGAAUCAGUGAAAGCGUGGCCCGGUUCAGACAGGCGCUGAAGGAAAACCCACGCUUCCUUCAGGACAAAGUCAAGCUCUACUUCAAAGAGAACACUCACCGGCUGACCCUCUCCAUGAGCCCCGACCACGACUACAUGGAGAAACAAGCCAGAGCCGAGGAGCAGAAGCUUCAGCUGAAGGUCCAGGCUCUGACUGACAAAGACCGGGAGGAGAUUUAUCAGAAAGGUCUGGAGCUGCUGGCUGCUCAGAGUCAAACUCAGGACGCCUCCUGUCUGCCGGCGCUCAAAGUGUCCGACAUCCAGCCGACCAUCCCCCCCACGGCCGUCCAGCUGAGCUCUGCAGCCGGCGUCCCGGUUCAGCUCUGCGAGCAGCCGACCAACGGUUUGGUGUACUUCAGAGCCAUGUGCAGCCUCAACACCCUCCCUGAGGACCUCCGGCUUUACGUGCCGCUCUUCUGCAGCGUCCUCACCAAGAUGGGCUGUGGAGCUCUGGACUACAGGCAGCAGGCUCAGCAGAUGGAGCUGCGGACGGGGGGCAUGUCUGCUUCCGCCCAGGUCAUCCCUGACUCCGCCCACGUAGACACAUUUGAACAGGGAAUCCUCCUGUCCUCCUCCUGCCUGGAGAGGAACCUCCCCCACAUGUUCCACCUGUGGAGCGACAUCUUCAACAGCCCUCACUUUGAAAACGAGGAGCGCCUGAGAGUGCUGGUGACCAUGUCGGCUCAGGAACUGGCCAAUGGCAUCUCCUACUCUGGUCACAUGUACGCCAUGAGCCGAGCGGGCCGCCACCUGACCCCAGCAGGAGACUUGCAGGAGACUUUUGCAGGGAUGGAGCAGGUCAAGUUUGUGAAGAGGAUCGCGGAGAUGCCAGACCUGAGCCACGUCAUCCGAACGUUACCCAGAAUCAAGAGACACCUGCUGAACCCGGACAACAUGAGGUGUGCUAUUAAUGCGACCCCACAGAAAAUGUCAGACUCCACAGCUCAGCUGGAGGUUUUUAUGAAAGACGUUUCUGAAAACCGGAAGGAGCGCAAAGCCGUCAGAUCAAACUUACUGAAGAAACCUCUGGACCCCAAUAGACCCGUGGAGGAUUCCAGUCCCAGCAGGAAGCUAAUAACUGAGCCAAACUUCCAGCCAUGCCAGAUGAAAACCUUCUUCCAGAUGCCUUUCCCAGUCAGCUUUGUGAGCGAGUGCAUCCGCACGGUGCCGUACUCCCACCAGGAUUAUGCCAGUUUGUGCGUUUUAGCUAGAAUGAUGACGGCUAAAUUUCUUCACGGAGAGAUCCGGGAGAAGGGCGGGGCCUACGGGGGUGGAGCUAGAAUGGGAGGAGGCGGCCUUUUCUCAUUCUAUUCCUAUAGGGAUCCAAACUCGGUGCAGACACUGUCUGCGUUCCGUAAAGGCGUUGACUGGGCAAAAUCUGGAACGUUCACUCAGCAGGACAUCGAUGAAGCCAAGCUGUCCGUGUUCUCCGCUGUGGACUCGCCUGUGGCCCCCGCAGACAAAGGCAUGAGCCGCUUCCUGAGCGGAAUCACAGACGAGAUGAAGCAGAGCCACAGAGAGAGGCUCUUCUCCGUGGAUCAUCAGACCCUGGUGGACGUGGCAGAGCGGUAUCUGAGUGUUGGGCGGGGAACGUGCGGUGUCGCCAUCCUCGGACCAGAAAACGAACAGAUUAAAAAAGACCCCACGUGGAUAUUAAAAUGAUAAAAACAAUCGUUGGAAUUUUAGAAAUGAAACGAGAGAUAGCAGACGACAAACAUAAGCAUCCUUUCUGUGUUUAGGCUUUAGGAGAGUCACAGGAACAUCCAUGUGGAUCGUGGAUUCAUCACUACCUCUCACUGAAAUGUUACAGAUCACACUUUGGCUCCGUUAUGUACAGAACUUUCAACAUCAGCCGUUACUCUGUCAGAUGGAUCAUAAAAUCUGAAAGUAUUUUGUAAAACAGUACCACAUCACCAAUUAAAAAAAUUCACAUUUUUGACCAGUU